Molecule: messenger RNA, 1571 nt
Organism: Populus euphratica (Euphrates poplar)
Lineage: Eukaryota; Viridiplantae; Streptophyta; Magnoliopsida; Malpighiales; Salicaceae
Product: WD repeat-containing protein 74-like
Exons: 12
Coding region: 187-1464 (425 amino acids)
Biological process (GO): ribosomal large subunit biogenesis
Cellular component (GO): nucleolus; preribosome, large subunit precursor
Molecular function (GO): protein binding
Source: RefSeq, a predicted model, not a curated record
UACGAUGACAACAAAUCAACAUGAAAAUUAAGGGACUGAUUUGAAAAUUAUGGAAAGUAAAGGGGUACUAAAACCAAAAUAUUCAGACAAAACAAGAACCAGGGGUUUAGGGUUUUGUAUCCUCUGUAUCUCCCUCCCUCCCUUUCUCUGUUUUUAUUGACAAGUAAAACUGAACAUUACAAAACAAUGCCGCGAACUACGACACUAGAGUGCCCAGGUUGCCCUCCACUUCGAGCUCUAACUUUUGAUUCUCUAGGUCUUAUCAAAGUGAUUGAGUCUCGUGGCGAAAGAGGAACACCUCAGGUUGUAGAGAGAUGGGGUGAUCCUGUUUCCUCCAAAUGCGUGCUUGCUGCUUCCUUUGAUGACCGUAAAAAAGACCCUUUACUGGCUGUUGCAAGAAAAAAUAGAGUGGUUGAAGUAGUCAACCCGCUUAAUGGGGAAAUUCAUGUCAUGUUAUCUAAUGUUGGUGAGGAUGGUGUUCAACCUGAAGAUGAUGCUAUUUCUGGUUUGCAUUUAUUCAGGAGAAAGAGGUCAUCUGGUUCAUGUACUUUGCUUACAUGUACAUCAAAAGGAAAUGCAAGCAUGAGGUCUAUUGGGAUUGAUAAAUCGACUGAUGAUAGUGCCAAUAUUAGUGUAACAAAGACAUGGAAACUUUGUGGUUCUGGUAAUGUCUUAUGUUCUAAAGUGGAUGGAAGUGAAAACUAUGCGGUGUUUGGAGGCAGGAAAGGUGUUGAAGUUAAUCUAUGGGACCUUGAGAAUUCUACUAAAAUUUGGACUGCCAAACCUCCUCCUAAAAAUAGCCUUGGGAUAUUUACCCCUACUUGGUUUACAUGCACGACAUUCCUGAGUAAUGAUGAUCACCAUAAAUUUGUGGCUGGCACCAAUAGUCAUCAGGUCCAUUUGUAUGAUAUUUCUGCUCAGCGCAGACCUGUUCUAUCAUUUGAUUUCAGAGAGACUGCUAUUAAGGCUGUUACUGAAGAUCAAGAUGGCCAUACUAUAUAUAUAGGAAAUGGAUCCGGUGACCUAGCUUCAUUCGACAUGCGAACUGGAAAGCUGUUAGGAUGUUUUAUAGGGAAGUGUUCUGGAAGUAUUAGAUCCAUUGCCAGGCACCCAGAGCUCCCUGUGAUAGCAUCAUGCGGUUUGGAUAGUUAUUUGCGGUUGUGGGAUACAAAGACUCGUCAACUUCUUUCAGCGGUUUUCUUGAAGCAGCACCUUACAAAUGUUGUUUUUGAUUCAAACUUUGUUUACAAAGAAGUUGCAGCAACAGCACGGAAUGCCAAUGGGAUCCAAACUACCGAGGUCCAAACUGAAGAUGAGAUGGGAACAUUGCCUGUAAAAAGAAAGAAGGCAUCCAAGGGAAAAAGGGAGAAAAAGAAGAAAUCUGAAGAAAGGAAAGAAACUAUCGUGGUAGAAUCCAAGAAAAAAAGCCAGAAGCACAAAAGAGAGAUUUGUGAUGACUCCUGAGAUUAGCAUAAAGAGCUCUUAUUUUAUGUUUAGGGAAUGUUUGAGAUUGCAGUUGUGCUGUUUUUCUUAUUUGUUUUAGCUUUAAAUUAGUUAAAAAAUGAAUCUUU